Molecule: messenger RNA, 996 nt
Organism: Suillus discolor
Lineage: Eukaryota; Fungi; Basidiomycota; Agaricomycetes; Boletales; Suillaceae
Exons: 7
Coding region: 1-996 (331 amino acids)
Source: RefSeq, a predicted model, not a curated record
AUGACUUCAAGUGGUAUCCCAUUCGAUACCGGUGCUUUAAUGGCAGCAGUGCUGGAAGGUAUUUUAUACGGUUUUUCAGUGCUCAUGUUUAUGGGCACCAUGUGGUCUUUGACCUACAAACAGCAUGUGCGAGACAUCAAUCGCCCAAUCGCCAUAGUAGCUAUCCUGCUGUUGUUACUGAGUACUGCGCACAUUGUCGUGACCAUCAUUCGUGUGGAAGAUGGACUGGUGAAGUAUCGUGACACGUACCCAGGAGGACCAGCAGCAUUCUUCGCAGACGUGGCACAAGAAACGUAUGUGAUCAAGCAUGCGUUAUACGUCCUGCAAACUCUACUUGCUGAUGGGAUGGUGGUUUAUCGCUGCUAUGUUGUUUGGCAAUCCAUCCGGGUUAUCAUCCUACCAGGCCUGCUGUGGUGUAGCGUCGCAAUCACUGGCACCAUUGCAGUCUACAGUGUUUCGCAAUCCGAGUCCACUACUAGCGUUUUCUCCACAAAUCUUGCGACGUAUAUCAUGGCAUAUUUUGUCUCAACUAUGGCAGCUAAUGUGUCGGGUUCAGGAUUAAUGGCAUACCGAAUAUGGGCGAUUGAACGCAAUGUCACUACCACUCGCGCCGGUACGAAGGGAACUUUGAUGCCAAUAGUACGCGUGCUCGUGGAUGCCGCCAUUUUGUACUCUGUGGCACUCCUCACCGCACUAAUCUGUUUCCUCUGCUCGAACAAUGGAGAGUUUGUUAUGGUGGACCUGAUGAUGCCGAUCAUAUCGAUUGCAUUCUACAUGGUGCUUAUUCGUAUCGCCAUGAAUAAACAUCGCGGUUACCUCUCAACCUCAACUGGAAGGACAACUGUCAGAACGGAACAAAGCAAUUCGCAGGAAUAUCCUAUGACGCCUGUGGAGACCCAUAUAUCCAAAUUCACACACAGUGGCAGUACUUCAGUGGACGGGACGGGGAGUGAGCACAAAUCAGGAAAGUCGCCUACUUGGAUAUUGGCGGAGUAG